Molecule: messenger RNA, 1356 nt
Organism: Knipowitschia caucasica
Lineage: Eukaryota; Metazoa; Chordata; Actinopteri; Gobiiformes; Gobiidae
Source: the annotation of a GenBank genome assembly
AUGACCACCACCCUGACGGAGGACGAGGAGGUCAAGUUCAAGGCCUUCUGUCCCAAGCACUCGGGAGGAGAGGGGAAGACCACAGCUCCCACACAGACCGGCCCCCAGACCUCCAGCGACGAGCACAAGAGAGUCAGCCUCCGUAAACUCAAGCUGCAGGAGAUGGAGGACGAGUUCUAUCACUUUGUGGACGUCCAGGAGGUGGCGACGCGUCUCAAGCUGUGCGCACACACCGUGGACUUCCUGUUUCAGUACUGGAAACUCAAGAGGAAAUCCAACCACAACCGAGCUCUGGUGACACCCAAGAGCGAAGAAGAAGAAGGGCUAGCACGCCGCGAGCACGAGGUCCUGCGGCGAAGACUGCAGCUCUUCACACACCUGAGACAGGAUCUGGAGAGGGUGCGUAACCUGACCUACAUGGUGACCCGGAGGGAGAAGAUGAAGCGUUCCAUGUGGAGGAUCCAGGAGCAGAUCUUCAGGCACAAGAUCACACUGUUGGAGCAGCAGCCUUCAAGCGACUCGCCGUCCAUAGACGUGGCGUGGCUUCUGUCUCUGGGCUCUGACGGUCACCUCAGCUCCUCCAGCUCCACCACAAGAAUAUCCAAACACCUGAAGAAGAAACGCAAGAAAAGCACAACUCUGCCCCCUCUGGCGACACCCCCUCAUGACGAGAUGUCUAUGGACCGGACCAUGAACCAGACCGUGGACGAGACCAUGGACCGGGCCGUGGAGGUGGAUCGGACCGUGAACCAGGCCGUGGACCGGACCGUGGAGAUGGACCAGUCUAACGACGGACAAGUUUUCAAACACAAACAAAACUUCAAAAAACAUGAAAAACGUAAAAAGCCACAGCUGAACGGGUUCCAGGACAAACAGCUGUUGGUUCACCUGGUCGACAUCCGCCGCACUGACUGUGAGGCCGUUUUACUGCACACAGGCUGGGGUGCAAAUGAGGCUACCAAAGCUAACGAGGCUAACCGGGCUGACAAAACUAACCAUGCUAACCAGGCUAACAACGCUAACCAGGCUAAUGUUAAACUACGCUGUAAUGUCUCCAAUGGACUGUCCAAGAAACUUCAAGCUAACGCCAACAGGACCGCGAACGGCAACAAGACGGCUAACCCCAACAGGACCGCCAACAGGACGGCUAACCCCAACAGGACGGCUCACGCUAACAGGAGCGCUAACGGGCGGAGCUGGGGGAAGUUCAAGAUCCCCAAGAGAACGUGCGAGGAUUUGAAAACGCCACUAACGAAGGAGCAGCGUCUGGACAAGGACCUGAAACUCUGCAACGGGGACGAGGCUACGCUAACGCGCCGUUAUGACUUCAUGCGCCGCGGCGUGCUAGCAUCAUGA